GUUGCCCAGCGACCGGGGCUGCCUGUUUCCGUGACGCGCUUCCUUCCUGCGUCACGGGACGGUCUACAGUCAGAUCGAGAGCAGGAAGAUUCGGGGUGGGCUCGGGCUGGUCGCUGCUCCGCGUUUCAACUCAGGCCUUUUCCCCAUUUGAACAAACAUGUCUUUGUAUCCAUCCUUAGAAGACCUUAAAGUAGACAAGGUGUUUCAGGCUCAGUCUUCAUAUGUGGCAAAUUCUGGAAAUCUUGCAAUCUUGCCUGAGACUGCAACCUCUGAACAAUCAGAUGGAGCCCUUUAUCCCCGUUUGUAUCCUGAAUUGUCCCAAUAUAUGGGGCUGAAUCUGAAUGAUGAAGAGAUACAGAGGAAUAUGAGUCUGGUUGCAGCUUCAGAUCAAACUGUUGCAAGGCCAUCUGGUGUAAAUUACAUGGUGGCACCAGUAUCUGGAAAUGAUGUGGGUCUUCGGAGAGCUGAAGUGAAACAAGGUAUUCGAGAAUUAAUUCUCUGCAAGGAUCAGGAUGGCAAGGUUGGCAUUCGUCUGAAAUCAAUUGACAAUGGUAUCUUUGUUCAACUUGUACAGGCCAAUUCUCCAGCUUCUCUGGCUGGCUUACGGUUUGGUGACCAGAUUCUGCAGAUAAAUGGUGAGAAUUGUGCAGGUUGGAGCAGUGACAAGAGUCAUAAAGUGCUGAAACAAGCUUCUGAUCAAAAGAUUAGCCUCAUUGUUCGUGACAGGCCUUUUGAACGUACAAUCACUAUGCACAAAGACAGCACAGGACAUGUUGGCUUCAUUUUCAAAAAUGGAAAAAUUACCUCAAUUGUAAAGGACAGCUCAGCAGCCAGAAAUGGACUCUUAACUGACCAUAACAUCUGUGAAGUUAAUGGGCAGAAUGUCAUUGGGCUUAAGGAUCCACAAAUCGCUGAUAUUCUGGCAACAGCAGGGAAUGUAAUAACCAUUACCAUAAUGCCUUCAUAUAUUCAUGAACACAUGAUGAAAAGGAUGGCUUCAAGCAUUGUCAAGUCUUUAAUGGACCAUGGUAUUCCUGAGGUGUAAAGUCCAGGAACAUCUGAUGAUUUAUGUUGAUGCAACUUUUUAGGCUUUUAGCUGACCAUACUAUAGUUAAAACAGCAGCCCAGAUUGUACCUAGCUCACAAGAUUAACUCUUGCAAUCUAACUCUGUACCCAAAAUAAUAUACAAAUUGAGCUGUUUUAUUUACUCUGCUACCCGUUUACAAAGCAUUGACACAGACUGCCUCUGAUCAUUCCUUUUAUACACUUCAUUGUUCCAUAUUCUUUUGAUUUAUAUAUGGUGUGGAAUAGUAAUUUGACAGUAUUUAAACUCUAGUGAAAUUAUCAACCUUUGUUUCCUUAUUCUAGUUAAUUGAUAGUUUUAGUUCUGUUCUUUCUUUGAGUAUUAGCACAUUUAUGUAGUAUGUAAAGAGAAUUGCGAUCAUUGGAAUUCAUCUACUAAAAUGAUCAAUGUAGUUUGAUGUAGAAAUAAAGUAUCUUCAACAUUUUUCA
Hypanus sabinus (Atlantic stingray) is the source of this 1513-nucleotide messenger RNA. Its product is annotated as syntenin-1-like. Gene Ontology annotation, molecular function: protein binding. The coding region runs from base 158 to 1045 and encodes 295 amino acids. The record is from RefSeq and is a predicted model, not a curated record. Gene Ontology annotation, cellular component: plasma membrane; cytoplasm. The transcript is spliced from 9 exons. NCBI's taxonomy places the organism in Eukaryota, Metazoa, Chordata, Chondrichthyes, Myliobatiformes, Dasyatidae.